Electrophorus electricus (electric eel) is the source of this 7036-nucleotide messenger RNA. RefSeq names its product membrane-associated phosphatidylinositol transfer protein 2-like. NCBI's taxonomy places the organism in Eukaryota, Metazoa, Chordata, Actinopteri, Gymnotiformes, Gymnotidae. The record is from RefSeq and is a predicted model, not a curated record. Gene Ontology annotation, biological process: phospholipid transport. Gene Ontology annotation, molecular function: phosphatidylinositol transfer activity; phosphatidylcholine binding; phosphatidylinositol binding. Gene Ontology annotation, cellular component: cytoplasm.
GUGAAGACAGGUCGUUACAGAAGUGGUCUCGUAUAGCAAGCAAAACAAGCGGGUAAACGAGGUUUUGUGUUGGGACGGCAUGGAUUCAACCUUUUCGUCUUUUAUUAAGCUUAACUGAGACAAAAAGUGGCUCUACGAAAAUCGUUAUCCCAUACACGUUAACGAGGAACGCGCCACAAACAAGCUGAUUUUCAAAUCUGCAACACGGAUGUAAUGAAGUCAAGGGCAUACUACUACAUGACUUCGCUGGCGGUUUGUACAACGUGACGUUUCUGUGUUGCUGUGGUGGGCUUAACGUAAAAUACCAAUUUCUGUAAUAUACAGAUAUACUAUACUGUAGGUUAUGAAGCUUGUGGAAAGUAACGUAUGAAGACACAUUACGCAAAUUCCUAAACUAACAGGUUGAUGUCACUGUAUUUGUGAGAAAGAAAAGGACUAUUUUUCCAUUACGUGGAUACGGCUUUUUAUCCGGAAGAACAAGAACUUUUAGGCUUAUCACUUGCACAAACCAUGAGUGAGAAACGAAGACAAAUAUUAGCAAAUUUGGAUCGGUAAACUUUCUUUAUCGAACGUUCCUCGCUUACAGUUUCCAGGAUGCUAAUUAAGGAAUAUCGUAUCCCCAUGCCUCUGAGUGUGGAGGAGUACCGCAUCGCUCAGCUCUACAUGAUCCAGAAAAAAAGUCGUGAGGAGAGCUGUGGUGAGGGCAGUGGCGUGGAGAUCCUGGAGAAUCGGCCCUACACAAAUGGGCCCGGAGGAAGCGGCCAGUACACACAUAAGGUGUAUCACAUCGGCAUGCACAUCCCUGGCUGGUUCCGUUCCAUUCUGCCCAAAGCAGCCCUCAGGGUAGAGGAGGAGUCCUGGAAUGCUUAUCCAUAUACUCGCACACGGUACACUUGUCCAUUCGUUGAGAAGUUUUCUAUUGACAUUGAGACAUAUUACAAAUCUGAUACAGGAAACCAGCCAGAUGUUUUUAAUAUGUCUCCAGCAGAGAGACGGCAAAGGACUGUGGAUCCUAUUGACAUAGUGAAGGACCCGAUUCCACCUCAUGAGUAUAAAGCAGAAGAGGACCCGCGUAUAUACCUCUCUGUCAAAACCAGCCGGGGCCCCCUGAGCGAUGAUUGGAUUGAAGAGUUUGUCCACGAUCCCAGCAAGUCUCCAAUCAUGUGUGCCUACAAACUUUGCAAAGUGGAGUUUAGAUAUUGGGGCAUGCAGUCUAAAAUUGAACGCUUCAUCCAUGAUGUUGGUCUGAGAAAGGUGAUGGUACGUGCCCACAGACAGGCAUGGUGCUGGCAGGAUGAGUGGUAUGGCCUGACUAUGGACGAUAUCCGGCAACUGGAGCUGGAGACUCAGUUGGCCCUGGCGCAGAAAAUGGCACAGUAUGCUGAGGAGGAGACGGACACUAGUUGCACAGGAAGCUCCUUCCCUGAGAAGAGCCAGGAAGUGCAGGAGAAACUGAGUCUUAGCCCAGGAGACGAGGCUAAGGUGGUGGACACCCUGCAGGCGAGGAGCACACUCACCAAACAGUGGUCCACAUCAUCCAGAUCUUCUAGAUCAUCUAAGAGAGGAGUGAGUCCAUCCCGCCACAGUAUCUCAGAAUGGAGGAUGCAGAGUAUUGCCCGUGACUCAGAAGAUAACUCAGACGAAGAGUUCUUUGAUGCCCAUGAGGACUUUUCAGACAAUGAGGAACCCUUCCCUAAGGAGAUUGCCAAGUGGAAUUCCAAUGAUCUCAUGGAUAAAAUCGAAGCGGGUGAUCCAGAAGAAACUACAGGAGAAGUAUACCAGGAGAUGGGAGCAGAGUACAUGAGGACUGCCAGUGAGGAGAGGGUAGAUGAGAUGCGUCGCACAGCUAACAUCCCCAUCAUCACCAUAACCAGGCACCAUUCAGAUGGCAUGUGUGCCCAGUCUUUGCAGCACUCCAAGGUCCAUGUGCUCAUCCUGGUCCUUCAUGGUGGGAACAUUCUGGACACAGGCUGUGGGGAGCAAAACUCCAAGCAAGGCGACGUCAACACCAUCACCAGCGCAUUUGACACGGUCAUGCGUGUACACUACCCCUCCGCUUUGGGCAACAUUGCCAUCCGUCUGGUGCCAUGUCCUGCCAUCUGCGCUGAAGCCUUUUCCUUAGUGUCCAAUCUGAGCCCAUACAGCUAUGAUGAGGGCUGUUUGUUCAGCAGCCAGGACCACAUUCCUCUGGCUGCUCUGCCUCUCCUCGCCACCUCAUCCCCUCAGUAUCAGGAUGCUGUGACCACCGUCAUCAGCCGAGCCAACCAGGUCUAUUCAGACUUCCUCCGGUCCCUGGACGGGACUAGCUUCUCAGGACAGGUGUGUCUGAUAGGAGACUGUGUUGGGGGUAUCCUGGGAUUUGAUGCACUCUGCAGCAGCAGCCAGACAGUGUGUGAAAGCCAAAACAGCAGUCGACGUGGCAGUUUGGUGAGUGUUCAGGACCCAGACCUCCUUUCCCCAGGAAUUAUCAUCAACUGCAGUCACGACACUUCCUCUCCAGAGGCACCAUCCAUGCUGGAGGGGAGCCGUCAGCUCAGCCGCAGCAAUAUCGACAUCCCCCGCUCUGGUAGUUCUGAUGACACUAGAAGACAGCCCCUCCGAAAAAGGAGCGAUUCGUCUACCUAUGAGUUAGACACAAUCAAGCAGCACCAAGCCUUUCUGUCCAGUUUACACUCCAGUGUGCUCAGAAAUGAUCCAGCCUCACGUAGGUCUAGUAACAGUACGAUGUUGGAGGCUGGCACCCUUGGCAAGUUUGACUUUGAAGUGUCAGACUUCUUCCUCUUCGGUUCUCCUCUGGGCUUAGUCCUGGCACUUAGAAAAACUGUCAUUCCCAUGAUGGAUGUGGCUCAGCUGCGUCCUGCCUGUCAGCAAGUGUACAACUUGUUCCACCCAGCUGAUCCAUCCGCCUCACGCCUGGAACCUCUUUUGGAGAAGAAGUUUCACCUGCUCCCUCCAUUCAGUGUUCCCCGCUACCAGCGAUUCCCUCUAGGGGAUGGCAACUCUGCCUUACUAGUGGAGACAGUUCACAGUUACCCCCAGAUACUGAUGGAGAGCUCACAUCACUGUCAGGAAGUUGUUAGUCAGUCUUAUAUCUCUAUGCCUGUGCUCCACUGGUCCAAGUGCUUAUCCAAGGUCCUGUUCUCAUCUCUUGACUCGGAUGUUGUUCAGUCUCAUGGUGGUGUCUUCACGGACAGUUCGUACCCCUCCUCCCCCAUAACGGCCCCCCAAUCCCGGGGGCCAGUCCGGCGAGCCAGUGAGGUCAGCAUUGCCAGCCAGGUCUCAGGGAUGGCAGACAGUUACACUGCCUCCAACAUAGCCAACACAAAUAACUGCCAAGUUAACAAAUCCAAAAAAUCCAGUCUUUUGGCCCAACUCGCCUUGACGUCACAAAAAUUCUUCCCAAGAAGCCCUUCUCCUAAGCUGCACAGAAAGGUUAAGAACCUCCACUUACCAGCACCUGAAAUAGAACCAGAUGCUGAGGCAAGUCCAUAUUCUCCAUUGGGUUUUCAGCGAACCAACACAGCUUCCUUGGAUUUUGCCAUGUGUGAACUGGUUUCUAUUGACUCACAGCCGGACAUAGAGCAAGUUGCUGCCCGUUGGUGGGGCACCAAACGUCUGGACUUUGCACUUUACUGUCCAGAUGCCCUGACUGCCUUCCCCACCAUAGCACUGCCUCAUCUCUUCCAUGCCUCGUACUGGGAGUCCACAGAUGUCGUCUCCUUUUUGUUGAGACAGGUAAUGAGGCAUGACAAUUCAAGUAUUUUGGAGCUGGAUGGGAAAGAAGUCUCAGAGUUCACACCAUCUAAACCACGCGAGAAGUGGCUGAGGAAGAGAACUCAUGUUAAGAUCCGAAAUGUGACAGCAAAUCACCGGGUUAAUGAUACGGUCUUCACAGAGGAUGCACAGAAGGUGGUGCUGGGACGUUUUAUGUAUGGACCUCUUGACAUGGUGACAUUGGCUGGCGAAAAGGUGGACAUAUAUAUCAUGACCCAGCCACCUUCAGGGGAGUGGGAAUAUCUUGAGACAGAAGUGACCAACAGCAGUGGCCGUGUCUCCUACACCAUCCCUGAGUCAGAGGGCAAGCAUCUCGGCGUUGGGGUUUACCCAGUCAAGAUGGUAGUAAGAGGGGACCACACCUUUGCCGACAGUUACCUGACAGUGCUCCCUCCUGGCACUGAGUUUGUGGUGUUUAGUAUUGAUGGCUCUUUUGCUGCCAGUGUGUCUAUAAUGGGGAGUGACCCUAAAGUUCGUGCAGGUGCAGUAGACGUGGUCAGACACUGGCAGGACCUGGGAUAUCUCAUCAUUUACGUGACAGGUCGGCCAGACAUGCAGAAGCAGCGUGUGGUGGCCUGGCUCUCCCAGCACAACUUCCCCCAUGGCAUUGUCUCGUUCUGUGAUGGCCUCGUCCAUGACCCACUCAGACACAAGGCCAACUUUCUCAAGUCACUCAUCAGUGAGGUUCAAAUGAAGGCCUGCGCAGGUUACGGCUCGACCAAAGACAUCUCUGUAUACACAUCGAUUGGCCUGUCUCCAUCUCAGAUCUACAUUGUUGGUCGACCCUCCAAGAAGAUGCAGCACCAGUGCCAGUUCCUCACAGAUGGCUACGCGGCCCACCUCUCCCAGCUGGAGUAUGUGCAACGCUCUCGUCCUACCAAAGCAGGCAGCACGCGGAUGGUCCUGCGCAAGGCCAGCUUCGGCUUGGGCGCCAACACUGACUUCUUGCGCAAGCGCAACCAUGUCUUACGCAGCCUGUCCUCCCAGCCAUCACCGAGCUCACCAGCAGGGGGCAGCGGUCAUGUGAAACCAGAGCGCACACAGAGCCAGUCGGAUAGUGAGCGGCCCCAGGCGGAGCGGGCUGAGCGUGCACAGGCCCAGCGCAGUAUGAGCCUGGCGGCUGGAUGCUGGGGCCGCAGCAGCACUGCCCGGCUGGAGUCCCGCCCUUUCCACCCGAAAAGUUAGAAACAAGUCAACAGAAGGGUGUGGAAGGUGUGGGAAAUAGAGGGCCAUAAAGAGACGUGAAGUAGAGAUGGAAGUGGACCCAGUGAAGAGAUUGGCCAGCCUAUUGUCAUGAAGCAAGGUCAAUAGAGCUGGAUUCAGUUCCUUAAAUAAAGUUAACAAAAUGAGAUCGUAAAGGUCAGAAGGUUGGCAGGUGGAUCUAUGGUGCUAUAAAUACCUACAGUAACUAAAUCCACAAUGAACAUGAGUGUUUAUGCAGACCACUAGGCUCUAAUGGGCUUCAUUUCAGAUGAAUGAUAAUGAGACAUAAGAAAACCUGGAUAAUAAUACUUGGCUUGGAGUGUUUCAUAUUCACAAUGUACUGUACAAACAUUUUUUUUGUAUUAUUGUGAGAUUCAGCCCUGAGAAAAUCGCACAUAAAACCUCAAACCUCAACAAGACUGAAUUCUAUGGCUUAGUUUUUUUCUUUUCACUAGAUAACAAAAUCAACAAGGCUGUCAUGAUUUUAACCAGGACUUAUCCACUUGGUGUAUGGUGGUUGCUGUAAACUCCUUUUUAUCAUGUAAGUUUGUUAAUUGUGCCUAUUCGUGUGUAUGAGAGGAGAAAUUAAGAGAGAACAUAGAUUAAUGCAACAAUGUUUAUUUUAGGUUUAUUGUUGUCUAUUUAUUCCAUCUUAAAACAGUUUUACCAUGUAAAGCUGCAGUUUGCUGUCAUUUGUAUCAGUGAAUAUUCACAAUGUGUACAUUGAGAUGAAACACUGGGAGCCAUAUAAAAAUAAGGAAAUUAAGAUUUAAAUUGUUUUUAAAAUCAUCUGCCUGUUUUUUGCUUCUUUGCUCAAGAGUACUUUGAUUCUGCUGCAAUAUGUAGUAUGUUGAUUCUCAAUAUAUAUUUAUAUGCAAUUAUAAGUAGAAAAGCAACAGAUCUCUCAGCUCGUAGAAUAAUUUUUGAUGUCGCUUUGCUCCUUCAUGCAAUUGAAGUGCACUAGUGUCAAGCAUGGACAGACGAGUUUUUUUUAAUUGUCAGAAGCUGUUUUAGAAACUUUCCUUGGCUGUACAUGAAGCAUUGGAUGUGCUUUAAUGGUGCACUGCAUAUGGUGAUAUGUUUAUAGAGCAUCAAUUUGCAAGUUCAUAAAAACCCUCAAUAUCAUGUAAAUAAUGUAAAAAAAAAAUGUAAAUCUAAUUCAAUGUUGAAUUUGAACAGUGUGAGUUUAUGUGCUUUUUAAAUGAUUGAUCAUUUGAGGUUUAUGAUACUGAAAUAAUGUAAUUGUGAAUUCUCAAGAACAUUACUGUUGCAUUCAAGUGUUGGUCUAAAAGACAGCUUAAGGGUGGUUUAUACUUGUUCAGCAAGUGCCAGAUGUGCCAAAAAUUGAAUCACUGCAGAGACAGCAACUUUAUUUGUAGUCUGCUAUUUGGGCCAUAUCAGUUAGUUUUCAGUAAUAGUAGAAACUCAGAAAGUACUAUUACCAGUUCUUUUACCACUGGUGGCUGAGAGGACCUAACAGUGGACUGCUUUAAAUAUGCAGCUUAACUCUUAUGUAUGAAGCUUUUUGCUCUCAUCUAAAGCAAAAGCUCAGGCAUUACAGUUUUCUUGACAUAUUUCUAAUCCAGUCGCAAGUAAAAGCAGAGUUAAGUAAAAAGUUUUUCUUUUAGAGCCUGUUCUAACACAAUCAUUUAAGGUGUAAUUUUAAGAUUCAUUACACUUAAGUUUCCAUAAGGCUUUUUAUGGUCAUUUAAAUGUAUUGAGACUCUUCUGAUCCCCAUUCUGUUCAAGAUCAGGUAUAACUCCAUCACAGUCUUAAACCAAAGUGCCUCUUUCCCCUAAACCCAUUGCAGUUAAGAUGAAUAUAUAGUAGGCACAUUCACAAACUACUGAUUUGCUUUGAAAAGUGACAAAUUAUAUUUGAGGACUGUAAAAUGAUUUAUAAUUCAGAAGCUAACAGUUUUGACAAUUAUAAUACAUUCUUUGUCUCUGUUACAUGCUUUUAACGUUUCAUUUUAUGGGCACAUAUCAAAAAUGCAAAAGGGCACAAUUCUGAUCUGUACAGGAUAGUGCAUUUGUAAAUAAAUCAGGUCAAUUGCAA